Molecule: messenger RNA, 225 nt
Organism: Plasmopara halstedii
Lineage: Eukaryota; Oomycota; Peronosporomycetes; Peronosporales; Peronosporaceae
Exons: 2
Coding region: 1-225 (74 amino acids)
Source: RefSeq, a predicted model, not a curated record
AUGCCUCAACUUUCAAAUCCACCUUGGAAUAAUGCGUUACGAUUAAUGUCUGAGCUUGUCAAGCCAUCCAGCUUCCUUGAUUUGCAGCAGCGGGACAGGUUUUACCGUGCAAACGCGCGAUUCGACACGUAUAGUCGCCGUAAGUUGCAGCGCAGUGCACGUAGUUCCCUCGACCGCCGUGAUGAUUUUUACAAAGUGCGUAUGAAAGAAAUUCGACUUACUUGA